CUGUGGCGGGAGGUGCAACCGGCCUUGACAACGGAAGCUGUGGAAGCUGCUUGCUGCAGUGAAGUAAAAUGGCUUCUUUAAAACCAGAGGAGGAAAAAUUUCCUUUUGUGGAUAUAUUCGAUGAGGAUGAAACUGAGAGAAACUUUAUGUUGUCCAAACCUCUCUGCAUCAUUAUAUUUGGGAAACCAGGGGUUGGAAAGACAACAUUAGCCCAAAAAAUAUCACAGACAUGGAAAUGUACUCUUGUUGAAGCACUACCACUUUUAGAAGAGCAUAUUGCUACUGGAACUCAACUUGGAAUUAUGUUGAAUGAUUUACUCAUUAAAGGACAGAGUAUUCCAGAUGAACUGGUUUUGAGGAUAUUGUUAGAGAAGCUCCACUCUCUGGAAGUUAUUCACUUUGGUUAUGUUCUCAGUGGGCUGCCAUUUCUCUCAGAGGACACAGUGACUGUUGUAGAACAGAUAGAAUUAAUUAAAAACCUAAGCUUAAAACCAGAUAUCAUCAUUAAUAUUAAGUGCCCUGAUUAUGACUUAUGCCAAAGACUUUCUGGACAAAGACAACAUAGUCUUACAGGAUUCACAUAUAUGCGAGAACAGUGGGAUCCUGAAGUUAUUGAGAAUCGUAGAAAAAAGAAGAAAGAAGGAAAAAAAGAAGGAAAAGAAGGAAAAGGAGAAGAGGAAGAAGAGGAAGUAGAAGAGGAAGAAGAAGAGGUGUUCAUUGCAGAGAUGCAAAUAGUGGCAGAAAUUUUUCGUCAUUUAGUGCAGAGGCCUGAAGAUUUUACAGAAAAUAUUGAAGCAAGUAUUCACCAUUAUAGGGAUGAAAUACUACGUCUUCUAGAGGAAAUGAUGGCUGACCAUGAUUCUCAAUUUCUUAUUGAACUAAAUGGAAAUAAGACCGCAGAAGAGCUCCAUAAGUCAGUAAUAGACAGAUUUGAUUGCCUGGGACUGAGAAGGGCAGCAGUUAUAACUAGACUUCAGAGUUCUGAGGAAGAGCUGUCAGAUGGCAUGGAUAACGAUGAAUUAUUCCGGACUCUUUCAUCUUAUAAAUUAAUCGCACCUAGAUAUAGAUGGCACAGAAGCAGAUGGGGGAGAGCUUGCCCAGUUGCUUUAAAAGAAGGUCACAUUGCAAUGGGAUUGCCAGAUUUGAGUGUCAGUUUUCUUGGUAAAAUGUACUGUCUUUCAUCUGAAGAGGCACUCAAGGCAUUUAUGAAGAACCCACGUCCCUACCUUCUUCCGCCUAUGCCAAUCCCACCAUGUAAAGUUUUUGUAUAUGGACCAAAAUCCUCAGGGAAAACAACUCUGUGUAAUUUAAUUGCAGCUAAAUAUGGAGGACAGGUUCUUGACUUUGAGCACCUUAUGGAACCACAUGUUGAAGAAGCCAAAAAAUUAUUCCUAGAGAAAUCUAAAACAGAGGCAACAGAAGCAGCUAUUAAAUCUGUGACAGAAAGGCUACAAGUAGAAAAAUUGAUUAAAAAACAUGAUUUAAAAGAAAAUGAAAAUAAAUCUGAUGAAUUAAAACUAGAAGAAAAAGACUCUUUGAAAAAAAUUGGGGACGAAGAAUUCACUGAUGAAAAAAGCUCAGAAAAUAAAGCCCCGGAAGAAAAAAGUGGAGAAGAGCUAAGCUCAGAACAAAACACAGAAGAUCAUAGCAGUGAAAAAAAAGAAUCAGAAACUUCAGACAUAGUGGUAACUGCUGAUCAUCCAGAUGUCCAGGAAUUGGUUGAAGAAGCGAUGAAAGUUGCAAAGGAGGUUCCAAUUGAACUUCAGUUUGAGCAACAAGUUGAUGUUUUGGACCAAAUCUAUAAAGAUCUUACUGAGAAAAACAAGGAUAGAUUUCCUGGUGCACCGAAGCAUGGAGGAUGGGUGAUGGAUAAUGUUCCUAUGCUUCAAGAUUUCUGGGUAGCCAUAAACGCUAAAGGAAUUCUUCCUGAUUUCGUCGUCCUAUUAGAAAAUUCAGAAGAUCAAGGAAAAUUUUUACUUCAUAGGCUGUUUUUAGAGAACAAAUCUGAUAUUGUUGCUGAAGUAAUGGCAAGAAAAGAGGAAGAAGCAGAAGAGAAGAGGGCACUUGAACAAUCUCAAAGAAAGUUAGAUGAGCUAACAGUUAAAUUUGAAGAUGAUAGUAAGACAAAGGAGACUGAGAAAACUGAAGCAGGUGAACCAGAACCUGAAGCUGCUACAGAAGAGCAUGAGGCAGAAACGGCCGAAGUGGAAGCCGAGGUUACCGAGGAGCCCGAGAUGACCACCGUGGAAUCUGAGCUGCCAGGAGAGGAGUCUGAAGUGAUAGCAGAACCUGAGGCCGAGCCCGAGGCUGAGGCUGAGGCAGAGGUCGAGUUAGAACCAUCACUCUUGACAGGAGAGGAAGAGGUUUCAGGAGAGACUGAUCCAUUAAAAGAAAUAUUGCCUGAAUAUUCAGAAGAUAGUUACCCUGAAAUCCCAGAAAUGGAGCUCAUGAAAGACCUUCUUAGAAAUUUCACUAAUAGUUGGAAAGUCUUAGAGGCGGUGAUUGCUGACUUACCUUUGGUUCAGAUAUUAAAGUUGGAGGUUGCUGAGAAAACUCCAGAGUAUCUACUUCAGCAAGUAGUGGAGGCUAUGGACAGACCUUUCAGGUAUGUUGGAUGGGAAAUGGGUUUGGAAGAUUUUGAUGAAGAAACAGAUGACUUUCAAGCUGAGGCAGAAGCUGAGGAAGAGGCAGAAGAAGAUGAAGAAGAAGAAGAUGAAGAAGAUGAUGAAGAAAGACUUAAAGAGAAAAGGAGACAUUUGGGAGACACGAAGAACUUUUGUCCAGUGGCUCUCAAAGAAAACUUUAUGUUAUUUCCAGGUCCCCCAGAGGACAGAGCUAAGUAUCGAGAAAAGGUUUACUAUUUUUCAAGUAUUGAAGCAAGAGAGAAGUUUUUGGAGAGCUCUGAGGACUAUGUGGCUCAUGAAGAACCAUUAAAGGCUCCUCCAUUAAGAGUGUGCCUGUUAGGUCCCCAAGGAUCUGGCAAGACGGUCUGUGCUCGAUGGUUAGCUGAAAAAUUUGGCAUAUUUCACAUUCAGUUUGAAGAAUUUCUGCAGGAAAAAAUCAUGAGCAAGACUGAGAGGAGAGUUGGACCUGAAUAUGAUGAAGAAAUUGAGGAAGAAGCAGCUGAAAAACAAGAAUUAGAAGAAAUUGCAGCUCAGGCUAAUAUUAAACUUGAGAAUGAAAAAAGCAAACUGCAUAAAGAAAUAGUGUUCACUGAUGAGGAAAAAGCUAUUAAAGCAAACCUCAUGGAAAAUGAAGCAUUACCACCAGAAAUUAUGGAUCUCUAUCUUUCCGAAUGGUGGCUUAAAGAACCAAUACGCUCCACAGGUUUUAUCCUAGAUGGAUUCCCACGAAAUGUAGAGGAGGUACAAUUUCUAGGUGAGCGCGGAUUUUGCCCAGAUAUUGUUAUUGGUCUCAUAGUUGAAGAACAAGAAAUUAUAGAUCGCCUACUUGCUGAAGCUGUUGCAAAGUGGAAAAGUAAACAAGAAAAAAAGGCCACAAGAACUAAAAUGAUUAAAGAAAUGAGAAUGAAAAUUAGGGAGGAUCAGAUUGCUAAAAGAAGGGCUGAGCUUAUAGCAGAGAGAGAUAAAAGAAAAAGACCAGAGUCAAUCAGGGAUGAAGAUGACAUAAGUGAAGAAGAGACUGAAGAAGAGGAAGAAGAUAAUAUUGAGGCUCUUCUGGAAGAAGAGUUCCCAAAAGAUGAGGAAGAGACGAGUGAGGAAGAAGAACAGGAAGAAGAGGCUAUUGACAGAAUAAAAACUGAAAUGGGAGAAAAGUUUGAAACAGAUUUAAGUAACCUGCAAAUGAUACAGGAGGAAUUUGAAAAACUAUUGAUUCCAUUUAUUAACAUUCUGGGAGGACGGAAACUUCAUAUUGUACGUUAUCUGUUGCAUAAGAAACUGAAGCCUCUGGUGGAAAAUCGUGAAAGUAUCUUUGAGAAAUGUUAUGCAAUAUCAUUACCACUUGCUCAGAAAAUGCUUAGUCUCACCUACAAAUAUCCAAGCUCAUUUGGUCAGUGGGAUCCUGUAAAGCUAUAUGAAGGAGAUGCUAUCAAACCUUUAGUGAAUGCAAAUAAUCCAACUUAUCCUAUGAUUCAUCGACAAUAUAUUUAUUUUUUAUCCAACAAAGUAAAUAGGGAUAAAUUUAUGAAGAACCCAAUCAAAUAUAUCCGUCAGCCUAAACCAAAACCUGCUGUACCGAUUAGGAUUGCAAUUGUUGGGCCUCCAAAAUCUGGGAAAACUACAGUUGCCAGAAAAUUUGCACAGGAAUAUGGCUUACUGCGUUUGUCAAUAGGAGAUGCCAUGCGUAUGAUACUGACCAACCAUCCAGAAACAGAGUUGGCACUUAUGUUAAACUGGCAUCUUCAUAAAGGAUUAACAGCACCUGAUGAGCUGGCUAUCCAGGCUUUAGAAAUUGCUCUGAUGGAUAUUGUGUGCAAUACUGCAGGGGUUGUAAUUGAUGGAUACCCUGUCACAAGACAUCAAGUGAACCUCUUGGAAUCGAGAAGUAUCAUUCCUGUGAUAAUUUUUGAGUUACAAGUCCCUACAAAGGAGAUUUUUAAGCGAUCAUUAAUAGAUAAUAAAAAUAAUGAAAGUUUACCUUAUCCACUACAUAACAGCUCACAGAUUUUGUCUAUCAAGAACUCAUGUCUAAACAAGCACAGAAUUGUUAUUAAGGAAUUCUAUGAGGUAGAACAUCAGAACUGGUGUGUAAUUGAUGGAUUUCACAGCAAAUGGUGGGUGUGGGAUAAAAUGCUUGAGAGUGUUCAGAUGAUGAAUACACGGAUCCAGCUCUAUUUGGAAAGGAUAAGAGCAGGGAAAGCUGCAAGCAUUAACAAGCUAUGCAUCACUCCUCAAGAGCUGAUUUCUCGACUGGGAGAAUUUGGACAGUAUUGCCCUGUCAGUUUGGCAGAAAAGAGUGAACUGGUUGACUGCUCUCUAACCAGCUCCCUAGAAUUUUCAGCUGAAUUCAGAGGACACUAUUAUAAAAUGGCUUCUAAAGUGGAACUGGAUAAAUUCCUGGAAAACCCAGAAAUAUAUGUGGCUCCAUUAGCACCUAAUCCUCUCCCGCCUCCAGAGCUAUUACCCAAAAGGCUAACAGUGGCAGAAGUAAAGAACCAAUUCCCUAAAAAUGCAGAACUUCAGGGAUAUUGUCCAGUCACUUACCUGGAUGGGAAACAGAGAUAUGAAGCCCUAAUUCCUGGAAACAUUGAAUAUGCUUUAGAGUAUCGUGAGCAUAUAUACUUUUGUGAGAGUGAAGACAAACUGCAGAAAUUUUUGAGGUUACCAGAGAAAUACUGGAAUCAGAAACUUCCAAACAAACUUCCUCCAAUUAAGGGGCCAAUAUCACUUACCAGCCUUCCUUUGCCUGGAUACCUGGAACAGGGUGCAGCAACUUCUCUAAUUAAAGCCAUGAAUGAAGUAGGCUGCUUAAAGCCCAAAUUUCCCUUCCAAAGUAUAAAGAGAUCUGCCUUACUCUACAUAGCAUUUCAUCUAAAAGCAUUUAAUCCUAAAGGUUCUGAAUAUUCACGGAAAAAAUAUAAGAAGAAGCUGGAGCAGUUUAUAGAAAGAUGUGAACUCAUUCCUUACUUAGGUUCCAAGAUGACCAGAAAAUACAAGGAACCUCAAUUUAGAGCUAUUGACUUUGACCAUAAAUUACAGACCUUUUUCUCUCUUAAAAAUAUAAACCCAGUCAUUGGUUAAUUUUGUUUGACUACUCACAAUGAUGUAUAGUUAGAUAAUCCUCCUAUGGGAAAAUCCCCAUAAUGAAGAAUAGGAAAAGAAGAACAAAUGCUACUAUUCUCUAUUUUUCAAGCUACCUUCUGGAUGGCCUGUUAGAGUAUUCAGAUAUAGUACCUGUCGGGGGCUUCUGUCCAUCAGAAAGGAAUAUCUUCCUAAGCAUAGGACUUCAAAUCAAAGAAAGUAUCUCUUUUUGGCUGAGUUUUGAUGUUUUAACAAAAGAAUAGUCCUGUAAUAAUAUUACUUGCCAAAACAUGCUUUAGAAUGCUAUUAAAAGUAACUACGUUUCUUUGCUUUAUUAGUUUUUGUUCUUUAAAAUAGGUUAACAGAGAAAUUGAACAGCCUUUUUGAUCAUUAGAGAAAGAUACUAAUUGAAUAUAUUGGGCAGCUACAAGCAAAAAAUAAAUAAAUAUAAGUAAAAUAGGAAUAUUGGAUGUAUUCUCAAUUUAUGUGAUUGUUUUAAUAAGCAGAAUGAACAUAAUGUUACCUUCAAACUUUGCCUACCUACAUGUGAAUAUGGGGUGGUUUUUUUUACAAUAUAACUGUCUGCCUAUUUUCUGAUUUC
Molecule: messenger RNA, 6303 nt
Organism: Phascolarctos cinereus (koala)
Lineage: Eukaryota; Metazoa; Chordata; Mammalia; Diprotodontia; Phascolarctidae
Source: RefSeq, a predicted model, not a curated record